CAGUCUUCUUCGGUUGACAUCGUGAGUGAGAGCUAUAGCUACAGCUACUACCUACUGUAACAGUGAGUGCUUAAGAUUUUCCGCGAUAGAGAAAAAUUUUCCAGCAGCAGUAUUCAGUGAAAAAUGUCGCACAGAGCUUGUCCAAUGAAGAACGGGCAUGGGUGCAGCGAUUUUGAGUCGUACUUUGUCCGACCGGAUCUGGCGUCCAGAUGUACCUGGAAGCUAGGAACGACCGAGGCCAGCCCCCAUCAGAGUCGGCCACCAGUAUACCACGAGAAGGCCAUCAACAACAUCCUGGAAGCUAUUGGAAACACGCCCCUCGUCAAACUCAACAAGCUUCCCAAAGAGUUCGGAGUGAAAUGCAACGUCUACGCCAAAUGCGAAUUCCUGAACCCCGCCGGCUCCGUUAAGGACCGCAUCGGGCUUCGGAUGAUCGAGGAAGCCGAAGAACGUGGCGUUCUCAAACCCGGAUCGACCAUUGUCGAACCGACCUCGGGAAACACCGGUAUCGGCCUAGCCCUGGGAGCCGCCGUCAAGGGUUACAAAUGCGUCAUCGUCAUGCCGGAGAAGAUGUCCAACGAGAAGGUCGACACCCUGCAGGCUCUUGGGGCCGAAGUAAUCCGAACACCGAACGAGGCAGCGUUCGAUCAUCCCGAGGGAUUGAUCGCCGUGGCUCAGCGACUUCAGCGGGAGAUACCCAAUGCGGUCAUCCUGAACCAGUACACCAAUUCGGGUAACCCGCUGACCCACUACGACGGAACGGCGGCGGAGAUCGUCCGCCAGCUGGAUGGAAAAGUCGACAUGAUUGUGAUGGGAGCCGGAACCGGAGGCACCGCCACCGGGUUGGGCCGGAAAGUGAAGGAACACAACCCGAACUGCAAGGUGGUCUGCUCGGACCCUCUCGGGUCGAUCCUGGCCUUUCCGUCGACCCUAAACAAAACCGACUGCAAGUUCUGGGAAGUAGAAGGCGUCGGGUAUGACUUCGUGCCGACAGUUUGCGAUCGCAGCGUCGUGGACGAGUGGAUCAAGUACGGCGACAAGGACGCCUUCCAGACGGCCCGGAAGAUGAUCGCCGAAGAGGGCUUACUGUGCGGAGGAAGUGCCGGAGGAAACAUGUGGGUUGCACUGCAGGCCGCGAAAGACUUGGACGAAGGUCAGAAUGUGGUCGUUAUCUUGCCGGAUAACAUCCGGAACCACUUGACGAAGUUCGUUUCGGACAACUGGAUGGAGGCUCGGAACUUUAAGGAAUGUGUCAACGUUCAGAAUCACAAGUGGUGGAAUCGGAAGGUUUCAACGAUCGACAUGGCCACCCCGGUGACGAUCACGGUGGACGUCUCGAUCCAGGAAGCCGUCCGUAUCAUGAAGAAGGACAAGUUCAACCAAUUGCCGGUGAUCAACCACGAUGGAAGUAUCCGUGGGGCGGUUUAUUUGGCGAACCUCAUAGGGAAGUUGUUGAACGGAAUGGUUAAGCCGGGUGAUCCGGCUUCCCGUGCCAUCUACAAGCAGUUCGUGAAGGUUGACCGGAAUUGCACGAUGGGACGCGUUGCGCGGAUUUUGGAAAAAGAUCCGUUCGUGCUGGUGACGGAUCUCGGAGUGGAUAACGGACAUGUCGAACCAACAGAGAAGGUGGUUGGGUUGAUUACCCAGAGAGACAUUUUGCAUUAUAUCACUGAUGCGUGAGUAGGCACAUCUCGAUGAAGACACAUAUGUUUUAUGUAUUACGCCAUUUAAAACAGUAUUUUCAAGCAAUCUGUAAUUAUGUGAUAAAAUGGAAAUAGUUUUAAUAAAUUUACUAAUUACGAAAUAUGCUGUAUGAUUUCU
This is a messenger RNA of Aedes albopictus (Asian tiger mosquito), 1821 nucleotides long. Its product is annotated as cystathionine beta-synthase-like. Gene Ontology annotation, cellular component: cytoplasm. Lineage: Eukaryota; Metazoa; Arthropoda; Insecta; Diptera; Culicidae. Bases 124 to 1680 code for a protein of 518 amino acids. Gene Ontology annotation, molecular function: cystathionine beta-synthase activity. The transcript has 4 exons. The record is from RefSeq and is a predicted model, not a curated record.